AUGAAGUUCAACAGCAGUACCCUUUUCACUGCAAUUUUCGCUGUUCUGGCAUUUGCCUCACACGCAUCAGCAGCAAACGCCUUCAGGGACACAGAAGAGAACGUUUAUGAGAACACACACCCAUGGCCAAAUGUCAAAUCAUCGCAGGCUUUGGGCGCCAAACUCUCAAGGGACGAACCCAAACCUUUAUCUCCAGCCCUUCAACUUUAUGGCAAGUGUAUCGAGUAUUGCUACGAGACGGCCCGCUACACGGUGCUUCGGGAAGGAACCUGGUCAGGGGAGAAAUGCCCGGUAGCGUGCCAGGAGGAACCGAACUACCUCGAACGAUCCACCGAAACAUGGCGGACGCUCUUCGCGUUGGAGGCGCAGGAUUGUGAGAGGGCGGCAUCGAACUUCGUGGCGGUCCAUCCUCGUGGUGCGGUGUCUCUGCCAGGUCACCUGAAGGAUCUAGGGUGUGCUUAG
Molecule: messenger RNA, 462 nt
Organism: Alternaria arborescens
Lineage: Eukaryota; Fungi; Ascomycota; Dothideomycetes; Pleosporales; Pleosporaceae
Exons: 3
Coding region: 1-462 (153 amino acids)
Source: RefSeq, a predicted model, not a curated record